UUGACGAUUUGCAGUCGCAUGCUUCAUGCUUACCACCAUCCCUCUACCCCUUCCACCCAGACCCCUCCCCUAUCUCUUCUCCAGCUCAGACUUCAAGCAUCCUCCCGUAAAGCUCACCCCAUCCCAUUCCCCCGCUCGGCUACAUACCCAAACCCAAAAUAUCACUCCCACACCAACUAACAACCCCGUAUUUCCCAAAAACCAACUCGGUAGGCAUCCCACCAAGCUAAUCAGUCCUCUCCUCCUGGCGCGACAGAUAUCUCGCAAGACGGCCUCGCACCAGAUAUCGAAACCACUCGGUCUAAAUCCUAGCUUCUUCUCCCACCUUCCUAACUCAGCCAUCCCCACGCGUGCGGUCGUCGGAAAUGGUAUUCGGGGCGGUGGGCGGUCUUACGGAGCGCACAUCCGCUACGGGGACGCCGAGGGUCGGUGGUUGGUGCAGCAUUUCGCCGAUCUGGACGGGUGUGCUGUUGACCACCGCGUUGAGAAGGUGCCUUUCCUGAAGCGGGGAAUAGACAGCAAGUGGGAGCUUGAGUAAGUCCCGAGAUGGGCACGCUGUCCCCGUGCCUGGGGCUUUCUUUUGGUAUAAAAGAUCGUAGGCGGAGGUGAGCCUAAGACAGGGAGGAGUUCAGCCGGCCACUAUCGAUAUAUGAGAGAUGUCGACUCGAUGGAGUGAGCGGUCGAGCAAAAAGGGUUAUUGUCACCAGCCAUAUGAGUUUUGGACUUUCAAACCCAAAACCCGGAUACGACAUGGUUGGUUUGUUUGCGGAGAGGCAGCUUGGGAGGGUGUGAAAGCCGAAUGCACAGCAUCUGAUGGUGCGCUGGGUUGAUCUAGGUACGUUUAGUUGGUGGAGAUUACCGAGACGACUCGUUGAGUGUAGUUGGGGGGUUUUGAUGUCGACGUUGGAUAGAAGACGCAGCUGGUGGUGUGCGCUGUCUUUUAUAAUCAAUUCAAAAAGCGUAAUUACCGAAAUACGGUG
Molecule: messenger RNA, 980 nt
Organism: Mytilinidion resinicola
Lineage: Eukaryota; Fungi; Ascomycota; Dothideomycetes; Mytilinidiales; Mytilinidiaceae
Exons: 1
Coding region: 26-538 (170 amino acids)
Source: RefSeq, a predicted model, not a curated record